AUUGUUUUGUUAAAGAUUGCGUUUCAAAAUGCAGAGUCAUGUACAGUGCUGAUAAUUCAAGUAUUAUAUUCUGACGAUUUGUUUGUAAAACAAACACUAUACAGACGAUAAGUACAAUAAUAUAAACUGUAUAAACUGAGCGAAGGUGUUUAUUUGCCGGACAUGUAACACAGUAAAGCAGUUUCGUAUUCGCCAACAUGUUGAAUUUAUUAAGUUUCACAGUAAAAGCUUUCUUUUCGAGAAGAACAAAUCCUAAUUUAGAAGAAAUAUACAGUGAAUUGGAUCAAGUUGAAGAUCAGGCAUCAAAUAGUACGGAUCAGAAAGAAACGGAAACAGAGGUAUUAACAAACAAUUAUUCUACAUUAAAAGUUGGGCAUAUCUCCCAUUUUGCUGAUGGUUUCUAUUACAUUGAUAAUGUAUACAAGCAUAAAUUUACUGAAAAUGUUCCAAUAGGAUCAAGAGUAUCCUAUAAUUUAUAUAAAGAUAACAAUGAACUUAAAAUAUCAAAUGUUAAAUUAUUUUUUGAUGAAUGGGAAUCAACUAAUAUACAGGAAUCAAAAUCUUCCUGGUCCACUAAAACUCUUAUAGGAAAGGUAAUCAAAAGAGAAGGAAGAAAUAUCAUUGCACAUGUUGCAAAUAAGAAUACUACAGAUUUAACAAUUGAUUUGAAUUCAGCUUCUUCAGACUUUGUUCCAAUCGUUGGAGAUUGGUUGAGUAUUGAUGUAAAAGUUCAGGUAGAUGUUGAAUCCAUUGAUUUGCUUUCGGGCCAGAUAUUGGAAAUAAUGAAGAUAUACCCAUCUCGUAUUAAAAUUAUAAAGGGUAGAAUAACCCAUGUUGGUGAGAAUAGUGGUAGUAUUAAUAGAGAUACAUUUUUUGAUAUGUCUGCAUUGUAUGAUGGGUAUGUGCCAAGAGUUGGUGAUAAUAUUUCAGCUGAAGUUAUUGAGAGUAGUCAGUUAAGUUACUCUUGGAGAGCUAUAAAAGUAUUAGUAGAUUGUUUCAAAUCAAAGUAUAAAAUGAAUGAGUCUGUAAAUGAAGAUUUGUAUGUUGAUCAUGAUGGAAUUAAAAUAACUGAUGGUAUUUUUCUGAAGGCAACUAAAAUGAAUGAAGUGUGUGCAUUUAAUGUUGUUAUUGAAAAUUGUCAAAACACUGAUGUAGUAUUAAAAGACAUUGUGUUUGUUGAAAAUCCUCAUAUAACAUUACUUGAACCACAGUUAACAAACAGCAUUACUAUUAAUAAAAUGGAUAAUGUACAAUUAAGCUUUUCCUGCACUAUGCGCUUUUACGGGGAAAGUAGAGAGUUGAUCAUUUUUGAUUUUACUGAAUUUAAGAUUGGAAGAUAUAUAAAAAUGCAACUGAAUACUUCAUCAAACCCGCAGAAAACUAACGUUUAUAAAAGACCAAAUCCCGUUAGAACAAUAAAUACUGAAACACAAAAUACCAUUAGAGGUCAAUAUAUGAACAAACCAAAAAGGUUCAUUAAUAAGCUGCAGGAAUACAAGAUACCCAAGUUUCUAAUGGACAUUGUAUAUGAACAGUCAUUUAAAACUGCAUACAACAAAUUGGUUGAAAAGACGUGCUUGAAACAAGACAUAACGUUCGAAAGUUACGAGGAGCGUUUUCAUUUACUUUACUACUUGGAGGAAGCUCAUCUGAAGAUAGCCAUUCAAAAGUUUGAUCAAGAGAGAGCGUUGUUCAUUAAGAAUGGCGAAUAUUUGAUGCUGGAAAUUGAAAAUUUGUCGGAGAGAAGACCAUCCCUGAUUGUUGGAGAUAAAAUUGUGGCAAUUCCAGUGCCAAAUCUUACUGAAGUCAAAUACGAAAGCAUGAUUUAUAGAGUAACGGCGAAGCACGUUUAUUUGAAGUUUUCCGAAUUGUUCCAUCAGCAGUACAAUAACCAAGAAUACUCGAUAGUUGCAGUUCAAUCAAGAUCGCAACUGAAGAAAAUUCACCAUGCUAUAAAUUGCGCCGCUAAAAAUCUUGGAGAUCACUUUCUGUUCCCAAAUAAAGUUAUUUCUAAACCGCCUCAAUGCGACUUUGUUUAUGAUAAAUAUGAAGAAACCAUGGAAUGUAAGCAGAAAACUAACAGUCAGUUAGUUAAAUUGAUUAAGCAGCAGUAUUUGGACGCUCAAACUGAUUGUUUGAAAUUGGAAUGGUUUGAUAAGUCUUUGAACUAUUACCAGAAGGAAGCGGUCAGGAAUAUUCUACUGGGAGAAGCUAGACCUCUUCCUUAUAUUAUUUUUGGACCACCUGGAACCGGAAAAACGGUGACUAUCGUUGAAAGUAUUAUCCAGAUAUUGAGAAUGAUUCCACAUUCGAGGAUUCUUGUUGGAACGCCAUCGAAUAGCGCAGCAAACUUAAUCGCUCUGAAAUUGAUAAGCUUGAAUAUUUUUAAACCUGGAGAAUUGGUGAGGCUUGUUUCUUACAACGUUGUGGUCAAUGAUUCGAUUCCAGAAUCGUUGCUACCUUAUUGUAUGGGAGGAAGCAUUGCCAAGGAGCACACAAUUGGAAAUGAGGAAUUCAUUCAUUCCAAAGGGAAAAUAUCAAGUUUUUCAAGUUCCAUACUAGGGAGGCAUAGGCUCACUAUUGGAACUUGCUCUUCAUUUGGAGUUUUAAAUUCAAUGAAAUUUAAGCCUGGACACUUCACACAUUGUAUCAUAGAUGAAGCUGGUCAGGCAACUGAACCAGAGGCUAUGAUUCAGUUAUCUCUCAUAUCUGUUGACGAAGGACAAGUUAUUUUAGCAGGUGAUCCAAUGCAAUUGGGCCCAAUAAUUUUAUCUAAAUAUGCUCAAGAAUUUGGAUUGACAGAAUCAUUUUUAGUAAGAUUAUUAGCUAAGUUUCCUUAUACUAGGGAUAUAAUUGGAUUCCCAAAGACCAGUGGAUUUGAUCCAAGAUUGGUUACAAAAUUGAUCUAUAAUUAUCGUUCUUUGCCGGGAAUGCUAGAUAUUCCAAACACACUAUUCUAUCACUCGGAACUAAAAGCUAUGAUUUCUGAUGUUGAUAGCAAAGAAGUAAGAUUCCUGGAGCAAUUUAGACAUAUAUUACCAGUGGAUAAGGAUGGUAAAGUGCCUUGCUUGGUGUUCCAUGGUACCAAGGGUAUCAAUUAUCAGGAAAACGACUCGCCAUCCUGGUUGAAUCCAGAUGAAGCGUGUCAAGUGUUUUACUAUAUAAAUGAAUUAUAUAAGAACGGUGCCAAAGCUGAAGAUAUCGGGAUCAUAUCUCCAUACUUGAAGCAAGUCAAGGAAAUUGCUAAAGUUUUGAGGGAAGCAGACUUGGACUUGCCGAAGAUUGGAACCGUGGAGGAGUUCCAAGGACAGGAAUACAAAAUUAUAAUUUUAUCUACCGUUCGCUCCAAGACGGAAAUGCUAAGUUUGGAUAAAAUACACUCUGUCGGUUUCGUUUCCAAUCCAAAACGACAGAACGUCGCUAUAACGAGGGCUCAAUGCUUGACUUUGAUCGUAGGUAAUCCGUAUUUGUUGUGGAUCGAUAACUACUGGCGCAGAUUGAUUACCUUAUGCAUUGAUAGAAAGUGUUAUGUCGGCUGUGACUUUGACUUAAAAUAGUUAUUCUUUAUUAUAUUAUAUAUCAUAUCGUUAUAUACCAUAUCCAUACAGUUUUAUAUAAAUAGGUUUUAGU
This is a messenger RNA of Nicrophorus vespilloides, 3630 nucleotides long. It is a transcript of the gene armi, whose product is annotated as probable RNA helicase armi. Lineage: Eukaryota; Metazoa; Arthropoda; Insecta; Coleoptera; Silphidae. Gene Ontology annotation, molecular function: helicase activity. Bases 198 to 3557 code for a protein of 1119 amino acids. The record is from RefSeq and is a predicted model, not a curated record. The transcript is spliced from 4 exons.